GGGUUUUUGCCAGGCAUAUUUUGGGUCCGGUACACGGACCCAUUCCCAAUUGAAAAUUGGCACGUAUUUUCCCAAUUUCGGUCUAUAUUUUCCCAAUUCCGGUCUGUAUUUUCCCAAUCGCUGUUAACAUAAGACAACCUAAAAAAUUGGGUUUAUACGAGCUUCCAGUCAUUAUUUUGUCAACGUUAAAAUGUUACCGUGAGUCAUCGUGUUGUUGUUGGUUUUGCGAUACGCGCAUGCGCUUGGAUAGUCUUAUUGAAGUCGUAUCAUAUCUGCGUUUGAAUCGCCCGUUUAAAGGGGAGUUUAAUGGAAAGCGUUUACGUUACGUUGACUCGUUCUAUUUACCGAUCGCGAGGUCAAAUCAAGUACGAUGUCACACAAUUCCAAAUAUUACGCAAAAAAGAUCUUGCUCAAAGAUUCAAAAGAUUUAGUGAAAGUUACGUCCUUUUUCAAACCAAAUACUGGUAAUUCCCGAUCUGAAAGUCAGGCAGCUGCUUCAAAAGAUCUCCAACCUGAAACGAAAGUUCAUUCAAGUAAAACUGAAAGUGAAACCACAGCUACAGUAACCCGUACUAGUUCUACUACACCAAAUUAUUCCCAAACUGAAAGUCAGGCAGCUUCAGACGAUCUCCAACAUGAACUGGCAAAAAGUGAAACCACAGCUACAACAGUUACACGUAAACGAAAGUUUGAGAUUGAGUGUCCGUCAUCUGACAUUGACAAUGGUGAACCUGAUUUGAAACCACCUGUGACUGAUCAACGACUCACUACUGUCAAUCAAGGUAAAUAUGAGGUAAUUUACCCUUGGUUGUACUGGAGUGUUGUUAAAAAUGGUUAUCUUUGUAAAACAUGUGAAAUCUUCCCGUUGAGUCAGGGAACUAAGCAGGACUUUGUGGAUGUGGGAAUGGUGAUGGGGGAUCAUCCUAUUAGGAAAUUGAACAAGCAUGACAGCAGCAACCGCCACAGAGUCGCAUGUGAAAAACUAGCAAAAGCCAAGUCAUCAAUGGUCAGUAGUGCAAGUCCGUCAGUUUAUACCCAGAUACUUUCAAUGAAAACAGCAAGCGAUGAUAAGACAGGACAGAGAAAUAGAGAUAUUCUGAAAAAACUGUUCCGCAUCACAUACUUCAUUACAAGGAAACAUUGGGCACAAUCAAACUUUAGUGAUGUCGUCAAGUUUAUCGCCUCAUUGGGUGUCGAGGACCUGCAGUAUCAUAUCGACAAUGCACCACCUGUGGCUCACUACAUGUCAACAUACACCGUGACUGAAUUCAUUAACAUCAUCGGAGAUGUGAUGGAACGAGACAUGCUGGAAUCUCUCAGGGCGGCAAAGUUUUUCGCACUUUUAGCAGAUGAAUCCACAGACGAGCAGACCCGGGAACAGCUGUCAAUAUUUGCCAAAUGGGUCAACGAUGAGGAGAAACCAGUAGAUCAUUUUCUGGGGAUAAUUCAGGUCGAGAGAACUGACAGCGAGACUCUAGCCAACAAAAUUCAGCAAUUUCUUUUGGCGAAGAAUGUUAACAUCACAAGAUGUCGCUUUGUUGGAUUUGAUGGGACAAACGCCAUGAGCGGCGAAAUAUCCGGUCUGCAGAGAAGGAUGAGGCACCUCUCACCUAUGUGUUUGUACAUGAAUUGUAGAAACCAUAGGCUGGCAUUGUGCUUGCGCCAUCUGAUGAAAGCAUACAAGCUGCUGGUACAGGUGGACGAGAUGCUGUUGGCUAUAUGGAAGCUGUUCCAUUACUCUCCACGCAGGUUUGAGGUAUUGAAAGGUGUGCAAGAAUUAUAUGGCGAGGAAGCCUUAUCUCCAAUUCGUGCAGCAACAACACGCUGGCUUUCCCACGGAAAAGCAUGCAUACGCUUCAUCAAUCGCUUUCAGGCUAUAACAGACACCCUUGACAUCCUGUAUCAAGAGAGACGUGAACCAGAGGUUUAUGGUUUACGUAACUGCAUCAUGCAGAAGGACUUCAUUGCUAUGGUCCUUCUGCUCUGUGAUGUCCUCCAGCCUGUCAACAGACUUAGCCUUUUUCUGCAGGAUGCAGAUUUGAAUUUUGUGAAUGUGGACAUAAAGGUUAAAGCAACAGCAAACGAGUUGGAGGCCCUGAUCCCACUGUUAGAGAACCAGGAUGCUACCACAUACUUCUCAAAGAUAGAUGAACUUUUCACUGAAAUUGAUGACAGGACCAACUUGGCAAGAAGGCAGAGAAUCAAUGCCGCACAACUUACAUCUCAGCAAUUUCUCCAAUUAACUGGAUGUCCCUUUAUUCACAGUCUAAUCAAUGAAAUUCAAGAUGCUUUUCAGUGUCACCCUGUCUUCAAAUCCUUCAAAGCCCUGGACCCAAGACAGCUACCAGACACCAUAAUAGAAAUUGGAGAUUUUGGAACGGCUGACAUUAAGAGGCUUGGUGACCAUUAUGGGACGGCAAAGGAAGAUACUUUCAAGGGGCACGUCUCAAGAUGUAAUGCUGAUCUCGACCAGAAUGGACUAGUCACCGAGUAUACAGGAUUUAAGCACCAGAUGUUUAUAUCCAGUCUCUUCUUCACCACUGUGAGUGUUCCAGCUGUGGCCCUUUUAAUUUCUGUUGAAAGCAGACUGGAGAUGUGACAGGGCCCAGUUCUCUCCUGAGUACUAUGAGACGAUCCAACAUCCUCCAGACCUGUUUUCCCAGGAUCAGUGACCUCCUUAUCCUCCAGAACAUUGUCCCCUCUUCCACUGCAGCAGUGGAGCGGGGAUUCAGUUUGAUGAAAUCCCUCUGUACCCCCCUCCGCUCCAGGCUGAACCAGAGACAGCUGGAAUCCCUGAUGAGGAUAUGCAAGGAAGGGCCUCCAGAGCUGACCGAUUUCACCCUUGACAAACUUGUUAAUGAGUUUAAGCACUCUAAAGACAGAAAAUUAAACAUUCUCUGAUUGAAAAUAAAACAAAUAUCCUGAAAAGAGAUGCUGACUUGUAUUCAUUUGUACAAAUAUUAUGAAAAGAAACAGCUAAGCUUGCAUAAUUCAUAUAUUUUUCCAAUUUUAUAAUAUAUUCCCAAAUUUGAUGAAACACCGAUGGUAUUUUCCCAAUUUGUGGAAAAUGCCGAUGAUAUUUUCCCAAUUUUUGUUUAGGGACCCUUUCCCAAAAUAGCUGGCAAAAACCCU
Messenger RNA from Pecten maximus, 3132 nucleotides. RefSeq lists its product as uncharacterized. Bases 371 to 2599 code for a protein of 742 amino acids. The transcript is spliced from 5 exons. NCBI's taxonomy places the organism in Eukaryota, Metazoa, Mollusca, Bivalvia, Pectinida, Pectinidae. The record is from RefSeq and is a predicted model, not a curated record.